Pimephales promelas (fathead minnow) is the source of this 2507-nucleotide messenger RNA. RefSeq names its product zDHHC palmitoyltransferase 15b (gene zdhhc15b). The record is from RefSeq and is a predicted model, not a curated record. NCBI's taxonomy places the organism in Eukaryota, Metazoa, Chordata, Actinopteri, Cypriniformes, Leuciscidae. Gene Ontology annotation, molecular function: palmitoyltransferase activity.
AGGCGCGCUAGCAGAUGUCAGAGCGGGCUGAUCAUGGCUCUGUCGAGAGCACUGAGAUGUUGUCAGAGGAUUUUCUCCUGGAUUCCCGUCAUCAUCAUCUCAUCUGUGGUCCUCUGGUCUUAUUACGCCUAUGUCUUUGAGCUGUGCUUCGUUACUCUCAGUAAUCAUCUGGAGAGGGUGGCCUAUUUGUUGAUAUUCCAUGUUUGCUUUAUCAUGUUCUGGUGGACCUAUUGGAAGGCCAUCUUUACUUCACCAUCUACACCGUCUAAAAAGUUCCAGUUAUCAUACACUGAUAAAGAAAGAUAUGAGAUGGAAGAGAGACCGGAUGUUCAGAAGCAGAUCCUCAUGGAUAUUGCCAAGAAACUUCCCAUCUUCACGCGCGCUCAGUCUGGAGCUAUCAGGUUCUGUGAUCGUUGUCAGGUGAUAAAGCCAGACCGCUGUCACCACUGCUCCGUGUGUGAAACAUGUGUUUUGAAAAUGGAUCAUCAUUGUCCGUGGGUAAAUAACUGUGUUGGAUUCUCCAACUAUAAGUUCUUUCUGCUGUUCCUGUCUUACUCCAUGAUCUACUGCAUCUUCAUCGCAUCAACAGUGUUUCAGUACUUCCUCAAGUUCUGGGUGGGAGAUCUGCCCAAUGGCUCCGCGAAAUUCCACGUGCUCUUCCUGUUGUUUGUGGCUCUCAUGUUUUUCGUCAGUCUUAUGUUCCUGUUUGGCUACCACUGCUGGUUGGUGGCUAAAAACAGAUCGACGCUAGAGGCGUUUUCGGCACCAGUGUUUCAGAACGGGCCUGACAGGAAUGGCUUUCACGUUGGGCUCAGCAGAAACCUCCAGCAGGUGUUUGGGGAGGAUAAAAAGCUCUGGUUCAUUCCUGUGUUCACAAGUCAGGGUGAUGGGCACUAUUUCCCGCUGAGGACCCUGCGAGAAUCCGAGAAUCCUCUAUUGGCCAAUGAGGAGAAAUGGUUAGAGGACGGUGGAUCAGAUGAGGAAAGUGCAGAUGAAAAUGGACCUUCAGUCAUUAUUAGGACUGAAUCAUAAUCACUGGAGUGGACGAACCCUUGUGGGACCCUUAACUGACUUUAGCAUCAAGAGUGGUUUAAGAAAGCACCAAAUGUUGAAUGAGACGACUGCUGUCCAAACCCUGGACCAUGCCAGAAAAGCAGGUUUUUAGAGAGCCAAAUAUAUCGGGAAUAGUGAGGACUUUUCUUGUUAUGCUGAUUAUCCUAGAACUUAUCAUGCUGAAUGUUAUCAAGUAUAUUUCUCAUCUUUUAUGAAACGGAGCGCCACAGGACAAUCACUGGCAUUUUCCCAGCUCAUAGACCUGUUGGACUGUUUAUGAUGACAACAUACGGACACAUCUCUGAUCAAAUCUAUCAGCACCCAUUUGGAGGUAUUUCUAGGAUGUUUUGUUCUUGAUCAUAUUCCACCCAAACAUAUAUCAAACGUGCGGGAAAAAAAACAAAACUUAAGUUGUUUAAACUGUGAAGUAUUUAAACAUUUGGGGAGUAUUUCUCAUCCUGUCUUUAAUUUAUGCUGAUUUUAAUUCAAAGCAUUGUAUUACAAUAAACAAAGUCUGUAUAGCAAUAAUGAGCAUAAUAUGGCUUACAGCAAAUCUUAAAAUGAAAAUGAUGCAUUACAAUAAUGAAAGCAAAAUAGGUUUCUUAGUUAUUUAUGCACAAUAUCAUUCCUCGAAUUUCCUUUUUCUUUUCAUUUGGUGUGAAAUGUGAUCUAGAAAUGUUUUAUGAUAUUCACCCAAUGGUGCAAACCUUUGGUGUGUGUGUGUGUGUGUGUGUUGCCACCAUCUAUAUGAGUUUCCAUAUUCAGUUGGUAAGAAAUCAAUCCUAUGCAUUUAUCCACUGUAUCCUUAGGCUAGCAUUUUUUAUGACGCUUUUUUAACCCUGAAUGCCGACUGCUUUCCUGUGGUCAGUAGAGCAGUCUGGAUUCGCCUCAUUCCUUUUGCAUUGUGAUGCAGUGUAAACACAUUUUGAUACCUCUGUCUGUAUAUAUUUAGGAAGAGACUGCUGAGGUCAGUGUUCAUUAGGACUUCUAGCAUGUAUGUGUAUUACCAGGCUGUUUUCAGACUAUGGGACUGCCUUGUGAGGUGAUGGUGAAGUAAUUACCUUGUUUUCCUCUAGUACAAAAAGAUAUGGGAUAGCAGUGUGGUAUUGUACGUGAGCGAGUAAUCCUUUUGAAUUUUGUCCUCUUUUGAAAGUUUGAGUCCGUUUGUGUGUCCCUUUUCAGAUACUGUAAUUAUAUACAUAAAUAAUAAUUGGUAUACCCAAUUAUAUGGUUCUCUCUUACGAGGAUCCAUAUUAGCCAAUGCUUAUUGUUGUUUUUUUGCACUGACCCUAAUUUUGGGGUGAUUAUUGCUUCCUUUGACUGUGUAUGUGCUCAAACACUUUUACUGGACUUUCACUACAUGUUCAAGUCAUUACAUGCCAAUGUUUUUCCAAUGGUACAAAAUAUGUAUUGUUUGAAAGUUAUGUUGGCUCAUUAAAUAUCAACAAUCUUUA